AUGUCGCACGCCGCCGAGUAUGAUUACCUCUUCAAGCUGUUGUUGAUCGGAGAUUCUGGAGUGGGCAAGUCGUGUCUCCUCCUCCGAUUCGCGGACGAUACCUACACCGAGAGCUACAUCUCCACCAUCGGCGUCGACUUCAAGAUCCGCACGAUUGAGCUCGAGGGGAAGACUGUCAAGCUGCAAAUCUGGGACACAGCCGGACAAGAGCGGUUCAGGACCAUCACCUCGUCAUACUACCGUGGAGCACACGGUAUCAUCGUGGUCUACGAUGUGACUGACAGCGACACCUACUCGAACGUCAAGCAGUGGCUCCAGGAGAUUGACCGAUACGCCGUCGAGGGCGUCAACAAGCUUCUUGUCGGUAACAAGUCGGAUCUUGCCACCAAGAAGGUUGUGGAUUACGCAGCGGCCAAGGCCUUUGCUGAUGAGCUCGGCAUUCCUUUCCUUGAGACCUCGGCCAAGAACGCUACCAACGUCGAACAAGCAUUCUUGACCAUGUCGAAGCAGAUCAAGGACCGGAUGGGCUCAAACUCUAUGGCUGCUGGACCGGGCGGCAAGUCGACCAUCAAGGGUCUGGGACAGAAUGUCGAGCAGAAGGCUGCGGGAGGGUGCUGCUAG
Dioszegia hungarica is the source of this 621-nucleotide messenger RNA. Its product is annotated as putative ras-related protein ypt1. The record is from RefSeq and is a predicted model, not a curated record. Lineage: Eukaryota; Fungi; Basidiomycota; Tremellomycetes; Tremellales; Bulleribasidiaceae. The transcript is spliced from 7 exons. Gene Ontology annotation, molecular function: GTPase activity; GTP binding. Bases 1 to 621 code for a protein of 206 amino acids.